AUGAAUACCUUCUCCAAGCCACCCUGGGUCCCUGCACUCUACCGCAUGCUGGUUGAUUUUGCUGCUCUUGUUGUUGUUCAGUCGCUCAGUAGUGUCCGACUCUUUCUGACCCCAUGGACUGCAGCACACCAGGCUGUCCUGUCCUCCACUAGCUCCCAGACUUUGCUCAAACUCACGUCCAUUGAGUCGGUGAUGCCAACCAACCAUCCCAUCCUCUGUCGCCCCCUUCUCCUCCUGCCUUCAAUCUUUCCCAGCAUCAGGGUCUUUUGCCAUUUAGGUCCACUGCUUAAUUGGUUGAGAUUGCUCCUUGCCCAGGAGUCCCACCCUCUCAGUGCUGACCCAGCCCCCUGUCCUGGCCAUCCUUGCUCCUCCCCUUCUCCUGGGCAUGCCUGUUCCUCUAUGGGGAUUACCUAUUAUGAUUUAUUUCUUUUUUUUUUAUGA
Rangifer tarandus platyrhynchus (Svalbard reindeer) is the source of this 441-nucleotide messenger RNA. The record is from the annotation of a GenBank genome assembly. Lineage: Eukaryota; Metazoa; Chordata; Mammalia; Artiodactyla; Cervidae.